UGACCGCUGAGCUGGAGAUGUGCCACUCAGAUGGGAGGAGUGUUAAAGCUGAGUGGGUGUAUGCUGGGGGUGGUGGUCUUAACAAGCAGAUUCUGUGGAAAUGCAUGAGACGUGAUCCAUGUUUUCAUCAGUGGGGGGUGGACAUGCUGUGUGUUCGUACAUGCUGAUGUGUGUGUAAGUGUCAAUAGCUUUGACUGGUUCUCGUCUAGUUUGAACAGUUCAUGCACUUUGGCUCACACUCUGAAACUGUGAUUUCUUAUCCACUGCAUCAGGUGUCAGUGAAGCCUUUACCCUAAAGCUGGUUUGGGUUACCGCAGACAUACCCUGUGGAUAGUGGAACCCAUUUGUAGUCACAUAAUCACCACAACUGGAGACCAGAAAUGGAGAACAAAACAUCAGGAAUGAGCGAGGGCCUCCAUGUGAACUGCAGUAUGUCUGGAAGACACAGCUUCAUCUUCACCUUCAUCCCCGUCGUCUACGGAUGCAAUUUCGUCAUCGGGAUCAUUGGCAAUAGCAUGGUGGUGGCUGUCAUCUACCGCUACAUGAAGCUGAAGACAGUAGCAAACGUGUUUGUGCUCAAUCUAGCCAUAUCAGACCUCACCUUCCUUAUUACGCUACCUUUGUGGGCCACCUUCACAGCUACGGGGUACCAUUGGCCAUUUGGGACCUUUCUGUGCAAGGCAAGUGCCGGAUUGGUCAUCUUCAACCUCUAUACUAGCAUAUUCUUCCUCACCGCUCUUAGCAUUGAUCGUUAUCUUGCUAUCGUACAUCCAGUGCGCUCCAGACGCCAGCGCACGCUUUUCUACGCCAACCUCACGUGUGUGCUCAUAUGGCUGUUUGCCUUGUUCCUCAGUGCACCUACAGCACUAAGCCGGGAUGUGUACGACAUUGGGAACUCUACAUUGUGCGCUGUGUGGCACCGCAGUGAGCAGAUUAACUUGCUAGUUACCCUUAGCGUGCUAAAAAGCGUGCUAGGUUUCCUUGUGCCUUUCCUCGUCAUCAUCACCUGCUAUUGCCUGAUCGGUCAGGCACUUAUGGGUUCCAAGGGUCUGCUGAGGAAAAAUGUUCGCUCUCGGGAAGACGAAACUCUCCGUAUGAUAGCUGCUACUGUGCUAGCUUUCUUUGUUUGUUGGGCUCCUCACCAAGCUUUCCACUUCGUGGAGCUGCUGGCCACACUUGGCGUAGUGGAAAACUGCCAAACACUGGAUGUUAUUGACACAGCCAUGCCAUUUACCAUCUGCAUCUCCUAUUUAAACAGUUGUGUAAACCCCAUUCUUUAUGGGUUUGUAGGACACAACUUUCGCAAGAACCUACUGAGGUUACUAGGUUGUGGGUCUGGACAAUCUAGCAAUAACAUUAGCAUUAGCUCAAAGAUGAAUGUCAGCUCCCAUUGUAACUCUGGACUGCUCAACCCAACAAGCUCCAAGAACAAUUCAACAUCCGCUGUUAAGACAUCUUUAGUGUAAAAGGCGUAGCUGAAAUUUUGUAUUUAUCUGUUUUGGGAUUUUGAAUGGUACUAUAAGAUAUUUUUGAUUAGCCAGCAAGAUACAGCACUUGGCCAAUGCACUGCCAAAGCAUAGUUCUGAUAAACAUGAGUUACUGUAUCAGUAACGAUCAAAGGAGCAAGAGAAUUGCAUUCAAAUGUCAGUACCAUUAACUAAGAUGUGUUAUUCUGCUAUAAACAUAUUCACUUUAACUAACUUACGUUUCAAGAUUCUUCAUCAUGACUGCAGAUAAAACUGAACGGUGUAUGCCAAUAUCUAUAAAUAGCAGUCUGCUUCUCCGGUAAGUUUUCUUUUUCAGGUCAAGUGUACUUUCAUUUGACAUAUUUAUGAAUGCAGACUGAAUAAUGCAACUAAAUUGGCAUUUGACUACAUGCACUGAAAUAUUUUUUGUUUAAAAUUUUCUUUAAAAUAAUUUAUUUUCAUAAAAACUGACCACAUUUAACACACAAAACCAUAAAAAUACCAAAUAAAAUUAUUAGAAAAAAAAAAAGAAAAAGAAAAGGUAUUGCAUAUUGCAAAAACUAUGUAUAGGUGAUACUGUGUGUAUACUGUACUUAUCUCGGUCACUCUUUUUUUCCCCACUUUAAAUAAUGUAUUUUACUAAAACCACAAUGUAUAUAACAUAUUUUUGAAUGCAGUACGACAGUUUGAAAUGCUAAAUUAUAGUUGUGAUCUAAGUGACCUAAUUAACUCAAAUACUUUGUGAUAGUGCAACUGCAACGUUUCAAGACUUUUUCAAGAGUAAGAAAAUGUAUUGAUAACUGUAGUGAGAUAUUAACUUCUUCUAUAUGAGAUAUGAAUAUGAAAACCAUACACACUGAACAUAAAAAAAAAAAAAAAACUUUUAAAUUCUUGAAUGUUUUUGUUUUGCUAUAUAAUUUCUAAUUUUGCAAAGACGUUAUAUAAUAGCAUAAUACAUAUUUGUUUGUUUGUUUGUUGUGGUAUAGAAUUUACCCUUUAAAAAUACAUUAUUUUCUCUCUCUCUUUCAUGUUCAUUCCAUAUUUGUACUCAUCUACACUGAACAUUCAAAAAGCACUAAAUGUGUUUAGGACUACUUAAAUAAAAGCCAGUUUUUUUAAACGAUGGCCCCGAU
Molecule: messenger RNA, 2599 nt
Organism: Onychostoma macrolepis
Lineage: Eukaryota; Metazoa; Chordata; Actinopteri; Cypriniformes; Cyprinidae
Gene: agtr1b
Product: angiotensin II receptor, type 1b
Exons: 2
Coding region: 381-1466 (361 amino acids)
Biological process (GO): immune response; regulation of vasoconstriction; G protein-coupled receptor signaling pathway
Cellular component (GO): membrane
Molecular function (GO): angiotensin type II receptor activity
Source: RefSeq, a predicted model, not a curated record